GUCAGGGAUAUGUGAGUAGUCUCACUUCCGGAAACAAAAAAAACACGCACGGAUUUCGUAGUGUCGAGUCAAUGUUCUUACUAUGAAAUGGUGCUGGAGUUUGCAUCAAAGUGAUCCAAAUAUUACAGAGAAAACGAGACAGCAAAGUAAAGGAAGGAAAAGUGCUAUUUCUUAGCUUGAACUCGACUGUGGCUCAAUAAGCUGCCAGAGCGGAUUCGUCAGCUGCAUAAGUUACGUAUGGCGCACAUGGCAUCGCAUCGUCUUUGUUUUUACACGUAGCAUUUAGUGAUUUGCCUUACGUUAGAAGUCAUAAGAGAUUCAUGAGAGGCACCAGCUACAGGAGAAUAACAUGAUCCAGUUGAGUGCAGUAGCGCUGCUGUUCCUGUUCUGGGGAGCUGUUUACGCCGCCGACAUUCUGAUUCUGUCCUCCAGUUACAGCAGGAGAUAUGAACGUUUCCUCCAUCACUCUGGUCUGUCUGUGUCACCGGGCCAGGUCCGCUGGUACACCGCCGGUCUGAACCGGACGUUUGUACGCCUCGCCAGCUGGCAGUCACACUGGCAGCGAACGUGGUUCUCCGCAGGGGUGUGGUUCGCUUACGCGGCGAUGGUCGGGUCUAUCGUACUGCUGGUUGGUACGCUGGUGCAAAGUGUGAGGAACUUAACCAGGGCUCCUGAGGAAAGGACACAACAGAUACUGGUGCCUGUGAUGCCAGGUGUCAACUUGCCCUGGAACCACAUGGUGUACUUUGCUGCCACCUUGCUGCUGGCUGGGGUACUGCAUGAACUUGGCCAUGCCAUUGCUGCAAUUAGAGAACAGGUCCGGGUGAACGGAUUUGGGAUCUUCUGUUUCAUCAUCUACCCUGGAGCCUUUGUGGACCUGUCUACAGAACACCUGGACAGUGUGUCAGCUAAACAAAAACUGAGAAUCUUCUGUGCGGGUGUGUGGCACAACUUUGUCCUGGUUCUUAUGGCACUGGUUCUACUGAUGUGCAUGCCGUACCUGCUACUCCCACUGUACAGCACAGGGCAGGCUGCUGUGGUCACUGGGCUAGUGGAGGGAACUGCUGUCUCAGGACCUAGGGGACUUCUUUUGGGUGAUCAUGUGACCAGGAUGGAUGACUGUCCAAUCAAGAGCAAGGAGGACUGGGAGCAGUGCAUCCUGGGUGUUCUUCACUCACCACACAGAGGGUUCUGUCAGUCUGCAGAUCACAUAGAACAUUUCAACACAGCUGUUAAAGUUGACAAGACAGUACAUGGUGUAGUAGAGUGCUGUAACACCAACACCAGUCUGAGUGAGCUGUGUUUCACCUAUCAACGCUCCAACCUCUCAGCACAGAACCAUGCGUGUCUGCCUGCCAGAACGACUGCCUCUGGUCCUGUGUGUAGGACCAACUCUGACUGUCUGACAUCAGGACAUCACAAGCUGUCCCAGCCACACAGUGUGUUCUGUCUGUUCCCUGCCCUGGACAACAACACACGGCUAGUCAGGGUCACACAGGGCAGAGAUCCUCCCAUGCUGUUCCUUGGAAAUCCAUGGGAACUGUUUUAUCAUGCCAAGGUGAGCAGCUACAUGCCCAGGUUUGACUUCCUACUGUUGGAGUUACCAGAGGUGCUGGAAACCUUCUGCAAAUACCUCAUCUCGCUAUCUGGAGCCUUGGCAGUGCUGAAUGUUGUCCCGUGCCACGCCCUGGAUGGGCAGUGGAUUCUCUCAGCUCUUGUCGACUUACAACUGGGAAAACUCCUACCCAAUAGGAGAGACAGAGACACUGUGGCAACACUUGUUUCCUUAUUUGGCACUGUGUUGCUCGGGGCUAACAUAGCAUUAGCAUUAUGGAGCCUAAUAUUUAGAUGAUAUUGUCUUAUUCUUUUAUUUUUAGACUCUUACAAUUUAGAUUGGUCAAUAGUAAUUGUGCUACAGUGCAAAAUGAGGCAUGCCACAAGUCAACAUCAUUACAGAUAUACAUGUAUGCUAGAAUAAUAUUUGUUAAGGCGAGAAGCAAACAUUAUGAGAAAACGUCAGCAAAUAGCACAGAAUUAUUCUUUAUUGAAACAUUUUUGGCAGCUGUGCUGCCCAUUUUGACAAAACUAUUCUAUUUCAAGUAUUUGUAUAUCUAGACUG
Molecule: messenger RNA, 2119 nt
Organism: Branchiostoma floridae (Florida lancelet)
Lineage: Eukaryota; Metazoa; Chordata; Leptocardii; Amphioxiformes; Branchiostomatidae
Product: membrane-bound transcription factor site-2 protease-like
Exons: 10
Coding region: 350-1852 (500 amino acids)
Biological process (GO): membrane protein intracellular domain proteolysis; regulation of response to endoplasmic reticulum stress
Cellular component (GO): cytoplasm; membrane
Molecular function (GO): metalloendopeptidase activity
Source: RefSeq, a predicted model, not a curated record